GGACCCCACCGCCUCUUCCUGUCCGUGGCCGCACGCUGUCCCCCCAUCCUUUCCGCUUCCGCCCGGAACAAAGAUGCCGGACGAGGAAAACGCUCCGGCGAGAAACACGGAGCCGCGCCGCCGCCACCUGCACGCCGCGUUGGGGCUUGGCAGGAUGAAGGUCAGGGACCACCCCAUCCCUGCUCUGGCCACGGAGCCACAGUUUGCGCAGCGCCUCAGGGAGCGUUUGGAAGAGGAGCAGCUCCUGGAUGGGCGCUAUCGGCUGCAGGAGGUGCCGGGCGGCCGUGUGGCCCUGCCCGUGCUGGAGGAGAAGCUUGAGCAGCUGCAGCUGCCCCUGGAGGUGCCCUGUGGGCUGGUUCAGAUCGAGGACCCUGUCCCCUCUAGGGCAUCUCGGCGGCGGGCGCCGGCCCAGAAGCUGCGGGAUGAGCUGCGGGGGCUGCUGGGGGAGAGCUGGACAGAGGAGCUGGAGUGUGAUGUGCCCCGAGGCUGGCAGAGGCACGGGGACCUGGUGCUGCUGAGUGAGGACAGCUUCAGGGCUGCACCGUGGGAGAAGUUGGGUCCGGUGCUCUGGGAGACCAUUGCCUCAGUUUUGGGUGUCCGGCGCCUGGCCAGGAGGGGAAGGGUGUUGCCAGAUGGGAUGAGGUCCCCCAGUGUCGCCCUGCUGCUGGGACAGGAUGGCUGGGUGGAGCAUGUGGACAAUGGGAUCAGGUACACAUUCGAUGUGACCAAGUGCAUGUUCUCACCUGGCAACAUCACAGAAAAGCUGCGAGUGGCCUCACUGCCCUGCUCUGGGGAGGUCCUGGUGGAUCUCUAUGCAGGCAUUGGAUAUUUCACACUGCCUUUCCUGGUUCACGGGGCAGCUGCCUUUGCCCACGCCUGUGAGUGGAACAGCCACGCCGUGGAGGCUCUGCAGAGGAACCUGGUGCUGAAUGGUGUGCAGGACCGCUGCCACAUCCACCACGGGGACAGCCAUCAGCUGGAGCUGCAAGAUGUAGCAGACAGAGUGAACCUGGGGCUGCUUCCGAGCUCGGAGGAGGGCUGGCCGGUGGCCUGCCGUGUCCUGAAGAAGCGUACAGGUGGAGUUCUCCACAUCCACCACAACGUGGAGAGUCUCUCUGCGCAGCCCCCAGCUGAGCAGGGGUCUCCAGAAGGAGCUGGCUCUGAUGGAAAGGUGCAGCACCCAACGGAGGAUGGUGGGAAGGAGAUGCUGAGAGCCAGGAUCAGACCCGAGUGGCAGAGGUGGGCUGAAGCCACAGCAGCACGGAUCCAGGGGCUGCUGGCAGAGCUGCACGGGCAGCCCUGGCACACCAGCAUCCUGCACAUCGAGGUGGUGAAGUCCUAUGCACCCCAUGUGCAUCACCUCGUGUUGGACCUCGAGUGCCGGCCAGCACUGCCUUCCUAGCUGGCUGUGGCUCUCAGCUCUCAUGCCUAGGUGGCCAUGGGCUCCCAGCUGGCUUUGGAGCACUGGUGGCCAAGAAAUGCUACUGAUUCCUGCUGGCAGCCUGCUUUAUGUCCUCUUGUUUCCAGGUGGCAGCACUGCCCAGGGGUGCCUCCUUAUGUCCAGGGCAUUCAGGGAUGCUCUCCCACAGGAUGUCCCUCCAGGAGCUGUAUCCCUGCUCAGGAUGGAG
This is a messenger RNA of Calypte anna (Anna's hummingbird), 1628 nucleotides long. It is a transcript of the gene TYW2, whose product is annotated as tRNA methyltransferase 12 homolog. Bases 74 to 1402 code for a protein of 442 amino acids. The record is from RefSeq and is a predicted model, not a curated record. Gene Ontology annotation, cellular component: cytoplasm. NCBI's taxonomy places the organism in Eukaryota, Metazoa, Chordata, Aves, Apodiformes, Trochilidae. The transcript has 8 exons. Gene Ontology annotation, molecular function: tRNA methyltransferase activity. Gene Ontology annotation, biological process: tRNA methylation.